Molecule: messenger RNA, 594 nt
Organism: Emiliania huxleyi CCMP1516
Lineage: Eukaryota; Haptophyta; Isochrysidales; Noelaerhabdaceae
Exons: 1
Coding region: 1-594 (197 amino acids)
Biological process (GO): vesicle fusion; vesicle-mediated transport
Cellular component (GO): SNARE complex; plasma membrane
Molecular function (GO): SNAP receptor activity; syntaxin binding
Source: RefSeq, a predicted model, not a curated record
AUGUCGAUGGCGGAGCCCGAGUCGCGCCCACCCCAGCGACGCUCCGGGCCUUUCAAAGCCUUAUCGCGCGCCUCCUCCUCGCGUACGGCUCGCGUCCCGAGGAAGCUGAGCACUCGCUUUGGCCGGCUGCAGGAGCAAGAGGUCGGCGGCCCCUCGUCCGCACCGCCUCCCGUGCCGCCUACGCCGGAAUGGAAGAGCCCCUCCCUGCGUCAAGCGACCGAGAUCGAGUGCGCGCUCGACAGAGAUCAGGUCGUCGUGAUCCAGUCGCAGGUUGACAGCGUCAGGGACGUCAUGCAGCAAAAUGUCGACAUCGUCCUCGAAAACCACGCGAACUCCGACGCGCUGACGGAGAAGACAGAGCGCCUCGGCACUUUCGCCAAAGGCUUCCAGCGCAGGACGCGCGUCGUCAAAGAGCAGCAGUGGUGGAGGAACAAGAAGUUGACGGUCGUUGUUGGGAUCGUGCUGGCCUUUGCCGUCAUCACCUUCGUCUUCGUGCCGAUCUUCACCAGCGAUUGGUUCAACGGCAUCAUGGAGGCACUGGAGAACGUGGGCGCCGUCGAGGAGGACGCUGUCGUGAUUGAGCUCGCAGACUAA